CUUUGAUUCAUACCUGGUGGUGGCUCUUCUUCAAAAACAACCCGACGUUUCCUAUUUCCUCCCAAAAACGCAGAAAUAAAUCUCUCUCUCUCUCUCUCUCUCUCUCUGAAACCCUAAUUUGUUAUCUUUUUCUCAGAAACCCAACUCCCUCGGAUUCAUAUUUUAUAUGUUUUUUUAUAUAAAAAAGUUCGAGCCUUUUCAGUUUAACCCCACACGUAUAUAAACAAAGGUUUUGUCUGGGUUUGGAUUUGCAGUUCUUCGAAUACAAAUCUGAGCCAGUGAUUGGGGGUAAAUUUCUAGGGUUUUGAAUUGAUCCGAGGCGGUGCAUGGCGAACGGUACGGAUUUUGAGGAGUUUGUGGUGAUGUCUAAGGUCCGGACGGGCCUGAAACGUGAGUUCGCGUUUGCGUUGAAGGCCCAAGCUGAAGUGUCUGGUUCUUUGGGACGGACUCGGGGCAGUAAUUCUCAGAAUGAGAAUGGUAAGAGGUUGAAGAAAGCGACCACGAACGAGGUGCAGAAGGAUGUUGGGGACGAGAAAUUGACGAGUGGUGACGAUAUAUUGGCGGGUGGGGAGAUGGUUGAGGGCGACAAUGUGAAGGUUAUGGAGGAUUUGGAUGAGACCAUGAGCGAAGAGGACGCCAAAAGCGAUGUGGUGGACCUCAUAAGCGACGACGAGCCUAAAACCCACGUGGAUGACUCUGUGCUGAGCGAGAGGGUCUACGAAGACGAGUUGAAGAACGGUGAGGUUGAGAUGGCAGUCGACGAUGAGCCCCAGACGGGUUGCAUUGGUGAUUCGGUGAAUGAAGAUGAGCCUCAGGAGGAGCAAUUGAAGAAGAGUGGACCAGAAAAGCCUUUGGUCGAUGAAGAAUUGCCGGAGAUGAUUGAGAGUGGCGGGGAUAAGGUGGAAGGAGAGGUGAUUGAAAAGCCGGAGAGGCGGUUUACUCGGUCAGCAUUGAAGCCGAAAGCGGAGAAAGUGAAUAAUUUACCCGGGAAAAGUGAUUCCCAACAGUUAAAUUCGGAGAUGCAGAAAAGCCCAUUUGUUAGUAAAUCAAAACUUGAGAUGAAAAUGCCGAAGAUGGUGAGGAAGUUUGUUAAAUUAAAAGAUUUUCUUGAUACCGGUAUCCUCGAGGGGCAGCCCGUCAAGUACCUUAGAAAGGUAAGAGGAGCUGGAGAUACGUGGCUUAUGGGAGUGAUUACGGGCUCUUCCAUAUUGUGUCACUGUGAUUCUUGCCAAGGAACUGAAGUUGUUACACCUGCGGUGUUUGAGCUGCAUGCGGGUAGUUCAAAUAAACGUCCUCCGGACUAUAUAUAUCUUGAAAAUGGCAAUACCCUUCGGGAUGUCAUGACCGUAUGCCAAAAUUCUCCAUUGGGAAUUUUGGAAGAAGCUGUUAGACUUGCUGUUGGUUGCUCAUCGAUGAACAAAUGUACCAUCUGUCUCAAUUGCAAAGAAUCUAUUCACGAAGAGGGUACUAGGUCAGCAGUGCUACUUUGUAGUUCAUGCAUGGAGUUAAAAAAGUCUGGUGAAGCUACGCCUGCUGUAGGUGCUAACCAUAGUGAUGAAUCACCAAAGCCGGUUACGGUUCCAAAGGGGCCUGAUACCAUGUCAAAUUGUAGCUCACUGAAGCCGGUUCCAGCUCCAAAGUUUCCUGAUACUGUGUCAAAGUAUAGCUCACCAAAGCCGGUUACAGUACCAAAGCGUCCUGAUACCACAUUGAAGUGUAGCUCCUCAGAAAGUAAGAGUCAGGGACGAGUAACAAGAAAGGAUCUUCGGUUGCACAAGUUGGUUUUUGAGGAAGAUGUUUUGCCAGAUGGAACAGAAGUAGCCUAUUAUUCUCAUGGGGAGAAAAUGUUGGUCGGUUAUAAAAAGGGGCCUGGCAUUAGUUGUAGCUGCUGCAAUGAUGUGGUCAGUGCAUCGCAGUUUGAAGCUCAUGCUGGUUUUGCAUCACGUCGCAAGCCUUACCUAUUCAUUUACACAUCUAAUGGGGUAUCUCUCCAUGAAUUGGCAUUAUCUCUGUCAAGAAAUAGGAAGUCAUCUGCAAAGAAGAAUGAUGACCUAUGCUCCAUGUGUCGAGAUGGAGGAGAUCUCUUGUGCUGUGAUAAUUGUCCAAGGGCUUUUCACAAAGAGUGCCUUUCUCUACCAAGUGUCCCUGAAGGUACUUGGUACUGUAAACAGUGCCAGUCUAUGUUUGAGAGAGAGAAAUUUGUGGAGCAUAAUGCCAAUGCUGUUGCAGCUGGAAGAGUUGCAGGAGUUGAUCCUAUAGAACAAAUAACCAACCGAUGCAUUCGUAUUGUCACAACUUUCGAAGAGAAAUUUGGUGGUUGCGCACUGUGCAGAGGACAUGAAUUCAGCGACUCUGAUUUUGGUCCUGGCACAGUUAUUUUGUGUGAUCAGUGUGAAAAGGAGUUUCAUGUAGGCUGUUUGAAGGAUAACGGGAUUGAAGAUUUGAAGGAAAUACCGAAAGGAAAGUGGUUCUGUUGCCCUGAUUGCCACAGGGUUCAUUCAGCUUUGCAGAAGUUGGUAGUUCAUGGGGGACAGAAGCUUCCGGACUCCUUACUGAAUGUUGUAAGGAAGAAGCACAAUGAGAAAGGUACAGAGUUUGGGGCUAAUCUUGAUAUAAAAUGGAGGGUGCUUAAUGGGAAAACGUCCACUGAUGAUGAAAGUUUACAGUUGCUUUCAAAGGCUCUUGCGAUAUUCCAUGAUCGUUUUGCCCCAAUAGUUGAUCCUACUUCACGCCUUGACUUCAUCAAAGAAAUGCUUUAUGGGGGGACCAUCCAGACCCAAGAAUUUGGUGGGAUGUACUGUGCAAUAAUUACAGUAAACCAAUUGGUUGUGUCAGCCGGAAUGUUUCGUAUCUAUGGAGCAGAAGUGGCAGAGCUUCCUUUAGUGGCAACAAGUGCUGAUUACCAAGGACAGGGUUACUUCCAGACUUUAUUUUCAUGUAUUGAGAGGUUUCUUGCGUUCUUAAAUGUGAAAAGUCUUGUUGUGCCAGCUGCUGAUGAGGCAGAAUCAAUAUGGAAAAAGAGAUUUGGUUUGGAGAAGUUGACCCAAAAUGAGAUAAGCAAUUACAGGAGAAGUUACCAAAUGAUGAUCUUCCAUGGGACAUCCAUGCUGCGGAAGCCCGUCCCUAAGUGCAGAAUUCUUGCUUGAAAAGAGAGUAAUUGAGUGUUGGAUCAUCGAAGUCUUCUAUUUUGGAAUGGAGAGAAGCCAACUAAUUUGUGGAUCAUUUUCCUUCAAAAUGUACAUGACUCCCCUUGGCUCUUGGUGUACAGAAAAGCAGAAAAUAUACAACAACCAACCCUACAGGCAGUUUUUGUUUUUUUGGUAGCGUAUAGAAACUGAGAGAUUUCAGUUGGGCAACAGAAAAGUGAGAGUAGGUUAAUGAAAGAGUAGGUUAAUGAAGAGACUUACAGAAAUUUUGGUAACUCCUGUCUUCUGGAACUGUGCCUUUUAUGACACUCUUAUUUCUACUUCUGGCCAUGGGAUUCCAUUUUUGUAGCUUAUGCCUUUCGCCCAGUUCCAUUGUGAUUUUCUUUGUAGUUCCAAACUUGAAUUGAGCUCCUUGGCUCUAAACUUGUAAAGAAGGUCCGAUGAGAUUCAAGUGUUGAGUAGUUUUGUUUA
Molecule: messenger RNA, 3617 nt
Organism: Prunus avium (sweet cherry)
Lineage: Eukaryota; Viridiplantae; Streptophyta; Magnoliopsida; Rosales; Rosaceae
Product: Acyl-CoA N-acyltransferase with RING/FYVE/PHD-type zinc finger domain-containing protein
Biological process (GO): positive regulation of transcription by RNA polymerase II
Cellular component (GO): nucleus
Molecular function (GO): histone binding; RNA polymerase II transcription regulatory region sequence-specific DNA binding; chromatin binding
Source: RefSeq, a predicted model, not a curated record